AUGCACCGUGAAUUCGCUCGUCAGGGAGAGAAUAUGCUGCCUCAAGGUGGAGAUUCCGUUGUACGCCAUCAUCAGUGCAUCCAAUGCAUUGACACCGUCCCACGGGUUGCCUCCGGCGUGGGCGUUCUUCCCAAAAUAUUCUGCGUUAAACAUAUUUUCCCAGACCUCUGUUUUUCGAAAGGUGCUAUUGACUACUUCCUCUCGCACAUUGUUUACUCCAAGGAGUUGAGGGAAUUUCCAGAUAAACUGUCCGCAUCUGGCUGGGAUAUCAGCGAAAUCAAUACGCCCCCACCCCCGGAUACUUCUGCAGCCCCUCCCCGUCGACCGUGGGGGAUUACUGUCAUCCAGGUGCAGAUUUAUCACUAA
Messenger RNA from Aspergillus glaucus CBS 516.65, 366 nucleotides. RefSeq lists its product as uncharacterized. The record is from RefSeq and is a predicted model, not a curated record. The transcript has a single exon. NCBI's taxonomy places the organism in Eukaryota, Fungi, Ascomycota, Eurotiomycetes, Eurotiales, Aspergillaceae. Bases 1 to 366 code for a protein of 121 amino acids.